This is a messenger RNA of Castor canadensis (American beaver), 3645 nucleotides long. It is a transcript of the gene Suz12, whose product is annotated as SUZ12 polycomb repressive complex 2 subunit. Gene Ontology annotation, molecular function: chromatin DNA binding. The record is from RefSeq and is a predicted model, not a curated record. NCBI's taxonomy places the organism in Eukaryota, Metazoa, Chordata, Mammalia, Rodentia, Castoridae. Gene Ontology annotation, cellular component: nucleus; RSC-type complex; ESC/E(Z) complex.
GAGCGGGGCUCUGAGGAGACACUUUUUUUUUUUUUUUUCCUCCCUCCUUCCCUCCUCUCCUCCUCCCUUCCCUUCCCCUCUCCUCCCCUCUCUCCUCCUUCCCCCCUCGGUCCGCCGGAGCCCGCUGGGGCGAGCGGUUGGUGUUGCAGGCGGCUCACUCUCCGGGGCCACCCGGCGGGUAGCUGGCGGGGGGAGGAGGCAGGAACCGCGAUGGCGCCUCAGAAGCACGGCGGUGGGGGAGGGGGCGGCUCGGGGCCCAGCGCGGGGUCCGGGGGAGGCGGCUUCGGGGGUUCGGCGGCGGUGGCGGCGGCAGCAGCUUCGGGCGGCAAAUCCGGCGGCGGGGGCUGUGGAGGUGGCGGCAGUUACUCGGCCUCCUCCUCUUCGUCGUCGGCGGCGGCGGCGGCGGCGGCGGCAGCGGCGGGGGCCGCGGUGUUACCGGUGAAGAAGCCGAAAAUGGAGCACGUCCAGGCUGACCACGAGCUUUUCCUCCAGGCCUUUGAGAAACCAACUCAGAUCUAUAGAUUUCUUCGAACUCGAAAUCUCAUAGCACCAAUAUUUUUGCACAGAACUCUUACUUACAUGUCUCAUCGAAACUCCAGAACAAACAUCAAAAGGAAAACAUUUAAAGUUGAUGAUAUGUUAUCAAAAGUAGAGAAAAUGAAAGGAGAACAAGAAUCUCAUAGCUUGUCAGCUCAUUUGCAGCUUACAUUUACUGGUUUCUUCCACAAAAACGAUAAGCCAUCACAAAACUCAGAAAAUGAACAAAAUUCUGUUACCCUGGAAGUCCUGCUUGUGAAAGUUUGCCACAAAAAAAGAAAGGAUGUAAGUUGUCCAGUAAGGCAAGUUCCCACAGGUAAAAAGCAGGUGCCUUUGAAUCCCGACCUCAAUCAAACAAAACCUGGAAAUUUCCCGUCCCUUGCAGUUUCCAGUAAUGAAUUUGAACCUAGUAACAGCCAUAUGGUGAAGUCUUACUCAUUGCUAUUUAGAGUGACUCGUCCGGGAAGAAGAGAGUUUAAUGGAAUGAUUAAUGGAGAAACCAAUGAAAAUAUUGAUGUCAAUGAAGAACUUCCAGCCAGAAGAAAACGAAAUCGUGAAGAUGGGGAAAAGACAUUUGUUGCACAAAUGACAGUAUUUGAUAAAAAUAGGCGCUUACAGCUUUUAGAUGGGGAAUAUGAAGUAGCCAUGCAGGAAAUGGAAGAAUGUCCAAUAAGCAAGAAAAGAGCAACAUGGGAGACUAUUCUUGAUGGGAAGAGGCUGCCUCCAUUUGAAACAUUUUCUCAGGGACCUACAUUGCAGUUCACUCUUCGUUGGACGGGAGAAACCAAUGAUAAGUCUACAGCUCCUAUUGCUAAGCCUCUUGCCACUAGAAAUUCAGAGAGUCUCCACCAAGAAAACAAGCCUGGCUCAGUUAAACCUACGCAAACUAUUGCCGUUAAGGAAACACUGACUACAGAUCUACAAGCAAGAAAAGAAAAGGAUACGUCAAAUGAAAACCGACAGAAAUUAAGAAUAUUUUAUCAGUUCCUUUAUAACAACAAUACAAGACAACAAACUGAAGCAAGAGAUGACCUUCAUUGUCCUUGGUGCACUCUGAAUUGUCGCAAGCUUUAUAGCUUACUCAAGCAUCUAAAACUCUGCCAUAGCAGAUUUAUCUUCAAUUAUGUUUAUCAUCCAAAAGGUGCUAGGAUAGAUGUCUCUAUCAAUGAAUGUUACGAUGGCUCCUAUGCAGGAAAUCCUCAGGAUAUUCAUCGCCAACCUGGAUUUGCUUUUAGUCGCAAUGGACCAGUAAAGAGAACACCUAUAACACACAUUCUUGUGUGCAGGCCAAAACGAACAAAAGCAAGCAUGUCUGAAUUUCUUGAAUCUGAAGAUGGAGAAGUGGAACAGCAAAGAACAUACAGUAGUGGCCACAAUCGUCUGUAUUUCCACAGUGAUACCUGCUUACCUCUCCGUCCUCAAGAAAUGGAAGUAGAUAGUGAAGAUGAAAAAGAUCCCGAAUGGCUAAGAGAAAAAACCAUUACACAAAUUGAAGAAUUUUCUGAUGUAAAUGAAGGAGAGAAAGAAGUAAUGAAACUAUGGAAUCUCCAUGUCAUGAAGCAUGGGUUUAUUGCUGACAAUCAAAUGAAUCAUGCCUGUAUGCUGUUUGUAGAAAAUUAUGGACAGAAAAUAAUUAAGAAGAAUUUAUGUCGAAACUUCAUGCUUCAUCUAGUCAGCAUGCAUGACUUUAAUCUUAUUAGCAUAAUGUCAAUAGACAAAGCUGUUACCAAGCUCCGUGAAAUGCAACAAAAAUUAGAAAAGGGAGAAUCUGCUUCCCCCACAAAUGAAGAAAUAACUGAAGAACAAAUUGGGACAGCAAAUGGAUUUAGUGAAAUUAACUCAAAAGAAAAAGCUUUGGAAACAGACGGCGUCUCAGGGGUUUCAAAACAGAGCAAAAAACAAAAACUCUGAAAAGAGCUAACCCCGUGGUGUGGACAAACACUGAAAUUGCAUUCGAGGGAAUUCAGCCUCUAGAAAGAGUUGUGUUUUUGUGUUUUGCUUUUUAAAUCAUAGCUUCCAAACAGGCACUGUUAGAUGAAGUAAAUGAUUUCAACAAGGAUAUUUAUAUCAGGGUUCUCCUUUACUUCAUUGUGCAACAUUACAUGUUUAUCCAUUUUAUUGUCAUUAAAACUUAUUUCAGUUCGAGCAUGAAAAGCAGUACUUCACUGUACCACUAACUGCAACCAUUGUCUCACGAAAUGUAUUCAACUAAUCUAGAAAUUAUUUCUUGUAUUUAAAUUAUGCUUUUUGCAUUUGUGACUGGCUGUUUUUUCUACUUUGUAAUUGUGAGACAUUUUCUUGGGGAGGGAAAAUUGGAAUGCAACUCCCUUUUUUAGAAAAUUGAAGAUUUUGUGAAAUUGUUGCAUUAAUACUUGCAACCAAACCAUGAUCCUUGCUUUUGAAAUCAUUUAUAAAUUUAGAAUGAAAAUUACAAUGCAAGAUAUUUUACAUAAGCUUAUUUUACAAUUUUAAAGUAGCACUUCUUCAUCUUACGCCUGUUUGAGAACAUGUUAAUUUUUCACAUUGUUGACGGUGAGAUGUCAGGUUGGUUUAUAACGAUACUGACCAUUUGUUUUCAUGUGGAUAAUUUUAGUGCAUUGCUUACCCAGCAUAUUUUUUUAAACAUGAACAUUUUGGUUUUCCUUUUUCAAUUAGGUAAUUACAUGGAAAACUUCAGCCGUACACAUCCUUUUAUUAGGAUUGUGAACCAAGGGAAGAACAAAUUUAAGGUUUUUAAGAUGCCACUUUGUGGCCAGGGGGACAGUGUUCUGUAAAAAUGAACCAGAAAAUGUUAGACUUUUUUUUUUUUCUUUGCAAGGAUGUCUUUGUAAUGUAUCUCAUGAUUAGAAUAUUCAAUACAGAUAAGCUGACUUGAAUUGUUUUGAGCAAUUUUGCCCUGUGUUAUGUGUUUUACGCACAUAUUUGCAGUUGGAUUUUUCUCCAACAGAAAGCGGUUUCACUACUGGCACAUUAAUAAGCACCAAUAGGUUUUUUACUCCAACUCCAAGCACUGUGGUUGAGUAACAUCACCUCAAUUUUUUAUUAUCCUUUAAAGAUAUUGCAUUUUCAUAUUCUUUAUUUAUAAAGGAUCAAUGCUGCUGUAAAUAC